This is a messenger RNA of Vespula vulgaris, 5552 nucleotides long. RefSeq names its product tyrosine-protein kinase Drl. The record is from RefSeq and is a predicted model, not a curated record. Gene Ontology annotation, cellular component: signaling receptor complex. Gene Ontology annotation, molecular function: protein tyrosine kinase activity; ATP binding. Gene Ontology annotation, biological process: axonogenesis; protein phosphorylation; multicellular organism development. The transcript is spliced from 9 exons. The coding region runs from base 508 to 2271 and encodes 587 amino acids. Lineage: Eukaryota; Metazoa; Arthropoda; Insecta; Hymenoptera; Vespidae.
CAACGUCACGUUCGUCUCUUUUCUCUCUUGUCUGUGUAUCGUGUUAGUUCGUCGGUCUCCGCUGCCACGUGACUUUCGUUUUCGAUACGCGUAUUUUUAAGUCGCAAAAAUUCGAACUAUUACGACUGUCUUAUUUUUUGUUGUUGUUGUUGUUAUCGCUGUCGUAACUUUUCCUUUUCUUUAUAUCGUCCUUAUUGCAGAAACACUCGUGAAGGACAUUUAUAUCAUAAGUAUUUACGAACGAAAGGAAAGAAAAGAAAACGAGUAAGAAUUGAAAACGAUAAAGAGAUUUUUAAGGAGAGAGAUUUUUAUUCCUUUUUCGAGACAAUAUCGUUUCGUUUUUGCGAGACAUAAUUAUGAAGUACCACGUUGAAAGACGUUCGAACGUUCCUCAUAUCCAAAAGAAAAUUAUGAUCACUCGUUUCCUUUAAACACACGUCGGUGAUACACCGGUGUGAUACAUCGUGGCCCUGGCGAACAGUGUGGCAUGUGACCAUAUGUGAGACAAUGUGGUGGGUGGGUGGAUCCUGCGAUCUCCAACGAUGCAAGUUCCUUGUUCUCCUAAUCCUGAUAGGUUGCAGCGAGGCAUAUCUCAAUAUUUUCAUCAGCCAAUCGCAAGUUAUGAAACUUUUGGGACUCGAGGCGGAAUUGUACUACGUCAGAGAGGGGGUGGUCAACGCGUACGCCAUGAAUUUUGUCGUUCCGGUGCCAGCGAAUAUAGCAGAUCUUGAAUUUUCCUGGCAGAGUCUAGCCGGUCACCCGUUACCAUAUUCUAUGGAGUUGGAUUACGACGUGGUGAGAGUAGCGGGUGCAGCUUCGGGCAUGAUGGCUUUACUGUCUCCGAGGGUGAACGUGUCGGCCAAAGGCGAGGUCCCCGUCGUCCUGCAAGUCUUCAGGAUCAGACUGCCUUGUUCCGGUCUCGUUAGCGCCGAAAUUCCUUUGGCCCUCAGGCUGAACGUCACCGCACCUCCUGGGACCAAGUAUAACGACACCAUACUGGUUUUCAAGAGGAACAAAAUCUGCUUGAAGGGAGUUGAAACACCCCCUCGUAACGAAUCGGUACGUUUAGAGCCUGGUCCUUUGGUGAAUGGUGCUGGUGCGCUCUACGUUGCUGCUACUUGUGCCUGUGCUUUGAUACUAGUCAUCGGCAGUGUCGCUAGCGCUUUGUACAUUCGCAACAGCAAGGCACGAGUUCAGGAAUCUCAGAAAACUCUUCCUUGCUGCAGCUAUUCGGCAGCUGACACCGACGGACUUGCCAGAAGUUCGGUCCUGGUCAGAGUCGACCCACGGCCCGGAAGUGCGAAUUCCGGAAGUUACGCGACCAUCGCCGACCUGGAACCGCUUUAUGCGAGACCUUGUGGAUCCAGAGCGAGUUACUACGCUGCCAGUCAUGUCACGCAUCUCAGUCAGUCAACUGACCCCUGUGAAAAGGCAAGAGCGCUUUCAGUACCGAGAUCGGCACUUUACUGUCGUAAUCUCGUACAGGAGGGAACCUUUGGACGUGUAUACAGAGGAACUUUGGAUAUGGGUGGUCGGGAGCAAGAAGUUAUCAUCAAAACGGUGACAGAGGUAGCAUCCGCUUAUCAAGCAUCCUUGCUCGUUGUGGAGGGUUCGCAAUUGGCCGGUCUGGUACAUGCGAAUAUAGCCUCCUUGGCAGCAGCUUGCCUUGACAGUUCAUGUCCAUUGUUAGCGUACACAAGUACGCAGGGAGAAUUAAAUCUGAAACUCUACCUUACCGAUGGGAAUCAUCAUCCCGUGACCAGGGAUCUGGUGAACGUUGGUGCUCAGGUUGCCAGAGCCGGGGCUUUUCUGCAUGGUCGUGGACUCUUGCAUAGGGAUAUCGCUGCCAGAAAUUGCCUGAUAGAACCUAACAGCCUUCGUGUUAGAUUAGCUGAUGCUGCCUUGGCUCGAGAUCUCUUUCCUCAGGAUUAUCAUUGUCUUGGGGACAAUGAAAACAGACCGAUACGUUGGAUGGCUUUGGAAAGUCUUCAACACAAUCAGUAUAGCACUGCGACGGACGUGUGGUCCUUCGGCGUAUUCCUCUGGGAAUUAGCAACGUUGGGUCAGCAACCAUACGUUGAAGUUGAUCCAUUCGAAAUGAUGGCCUGUCUUCGAGAUGGAUAUCGAUUGGCACAACCAAGACCUUGUCCCGACGAGCUCUUCGCUGUUAUGGCCGUCUGUUGGCUUGGCCUUUCGAGGGAUCGACCAACGAUGCCACAACUUCUCGCCUACUUGCAGGACUUUCACGACGCUCUCGGUGGUUUCAUAUAAAUCUACAAUCACGAGUUUAAAAGAGUUAUUCAUUGAAAGAGUCGAUCGAAACGUCCUAAUGCGAAUCAAAGACUAAUUUCGAUAAUCAAAUGAAACAUUCCGAAAUCAAACCAAAUGGAAUUGAAUUUGCACUGCCAAAUUUGCGAAAUAAUGGAAAUACCUUUUGAUAUUCGUGAUAUUUCGCUUAACACACCAUAAAAUAUUUUAUCUCUAUCUUUCUACUCUUUCUCUCUCUAUCUCUUUGUGUCUGUCUGUCUGUCUCUUUUUCUCUUUCUCUUUCUAUUUCUCUUUCUCUCUCGAUUUAUAUCUGGUCUAGGUAACCGCACGACGAAUCUUCGCGAAUCCGAUCUCGCGAUCGAAACACAUAUAUGUUUACGUCCGUCCAUGAUUUUCAAAAAGUCUUGUGAGAGGAAGAACGUAGAGAAAGAAGAAAAGGUGCGCCUAUCGAAACGCAAUACGUCGUCUUCCGAAGUAAGACGGAUCAACGACGAGACAAACGAUCGAAUGAAACGAUCCAUCGAAGUGAUUUCGUUUUGUCGAUAUAUAAAAAUCGAAGAAAAGAGAAAAGAAAAGAAAAAGAAGACAAAUUAAUUACUUUCUCUUUCGUUGAUAAUGCAAAUUUAAAUAACUACCUUCGCAUAUACGACGUUCGAAGAAAAAAGAUGAAUUAUAAUUGGCAAAUAAGAAUUAAAAUGACGAUUCUCACGGGAUAAAUCGUAAAAAAGGGAAAAUAGUGUUACGGAGCUCGUAUGCAAGAUAAGAACGGAGGACGAAAUAAAGAAGAGAAACUUAAGCGAGUCGAUGGACAAAAACGGCAAUUACGAAAUUAUGGCCUUUGCUAAUUAAGACGAGGAAUAGAUAGACAGACAGAGAGAGAGAGAGAGAGAGAGAGAGAGAGAGAGAGAGAGAGAGAGAGAGAGAGAGGAAAAGAGAGAGAGAGAGAAAGAGAGAGAGAGAGGGGGGGAGAUGUAACCUUUUCUCGUUGAUCUUGGCAAAUGGCAGACUUAGAAAACAUCUAUCUCUCUUUCUCCCUUUUCGUAAUUAUAAAGACUCUUUGCGGAAGAUCGAAUCGGUAAAUGCGCCUGUACCCGUGUAGUCGUUCGAUUAUUAUUCAUUAACGAUUACGAUUGCGAAGUCUCGGAUUAUCGUCAAGUCGAGGACAUAAAAAGAGAGAGAAAGAGAGAAUGAAAAAAAUAAAGAGAGAGAAGAGAGAGGAAGAGAGAGAGAGAGAGAGAAAGAGAGAGAGGAAGAGGGAGAGAGAAAGAGAGAAAGAAGGAAGGAAAGGAAAAGAGAAGGGGAGAGUUGCGUGCGCGUGAGCACUGACAUACACAUAUAAACAAAAAAGAGGGAAAUAUACAUGUACAGAAGCAAGGCUCGGAGACACACUUAGGAAUCCUAUUGUCGUGUAUCUGACCUUCGAAAGGCGCACAUACAAAUACAAUCGAACGAAGGAAAAGAGAGAAAGAGUUGUGUACGUAUGUGUAGGAAAGAAAGAGUGAGAGAGGGAGAGAGAGGGAGUGAAAAGAGACAGAAUCGUGUAUGAGUUAGUGCGCACGCGCACGUAUACUGACUGGUUGCGUAAAUGGGCGGUUUGACUAUACGUCUCUUACUCGUAGUUAUGUACCUAUUAGCUACACCGCGAAAGUCAUGUCGAACGUAGGUACGCACGUCACGCGCGAGGAAGCUCGAAUUUGCCGCCACUGCCGUCUCUCGUCGCUAAAUUUCGAUCCUACGUCGUCCCUCGAUCAUCACGCUGAAACACGCCCAAGCGAAAAUUCGACGACUGAUUUUAAUCGCUGCUGCUAAUCUACUUCUAAAUGUAUUCUAAUUAGGGCUGGCAAUAUCGGUCGAUUUUUUCGAAGGAUCGAAAAUCUCAACGAUUCGUCGAUUCGAAGAAUCGAAACCUUGUUUUCGAGAAUUUUGAAGAGCGCGCAAGCAAAAAAAAGAAAGUUCGACUUCCUUAUUUCUUAUUAUUCUUGCCAAAACAUCGCGUAGAUUACCUUUUUUUGUUUUAAUAAUUUUAAAGUCGAUUUAGCGCUGAUAAAGAGAGAUUGUCGAAUUUUCGAAAAAGAUCGACUCUCGAAUAAUUUUAAGUCGAGUAUUUCGAGGAACUCGUAUAAAUGCCGGUCCUAUAAUUCUACUAACUACUCGAUGUUUAUUAAAUGUCUCGCAUGUUUCCCGAUUACAAAACCAUUAUAAUCCUUAUUCCUUUCCCUAUCCCACACUCCCGCCACUCUUUCCUAUCGUUUUUCCUCGAUAUUUCCCGAUGUGCUCUCUGUAAAAAAAAAAAGAAAAAAACAAAAAAAAAGAACAAGAAAAAAAGAGAAAGAAGAGAGAAAAGAGAAGAAGAGGGUGUCGAAAGAAUUUGGCUCUCUACAUUCUCGUACAUAUAAUUAACUAUUUAACAAUGACAGCGAGUGUCGCUCUUCUUCUUUUGGGAGAAAGAAAAAAGGAAAAAACAAAAAAAAAGGAAAAAAGAAAAAAAAAAGAAAGCAAGUAAGAAAUUUACUCGAACUAAACUAUUUAUAACGAAUUUAUUGCUCGCUAAUCUUUAAAUCUUACGAAAUUGUAAAGCGAAUUAAUUAAUUUAACGAAAAUCGUCGGUACCUACGGCUAAAUAGUCUUGUAAUCCGAUACUCGUAUUUCGUGAAUGUUGUUUCAAUGGAGGAACAGGGUUGGCUAGGGUUGCAUACACAAACGCGAACGCACGUAUACACAGGGAAGAACGCGUUAGUAGUAAACAACCCGACACACGCGGACACGUAUGCACGCACACAUACAUACUUUUUUCGCUAUCGAUGUACGCUGGAAAUCGCUUAAUUUCCACGCGCAUUCAAGAUCCAAUUAAUAACGACAACGAUAACGAUAUACCUAUCUCGUUUUUUCCCUUAUCGCGGGAAACUCUCGUCGUACGAAUAUCGAAUCGUUCGAAUGGCAACGAGAGAAAUCGAAGGGUGGACUGAUUUUCCCGCGAGUCUUUCGUUUCUCUCGAUUCGAAUUUCCCCAACCCAAUUUCCCUUUUUCCCUUUCCUCAACCCCUACCCCUCUUAUCUCGUCGGCAGUCCACCCACAACCCACGAUCCCGAUAAUACCACGGACCUCUUAAAAGGAUUCCGAAGGAUUCCGAACACAGUUUCGAGUUCACUGUAAAUACCUCUAGCGAAUAAAGGAUAGUGGUGCGCCGAGUGAGUUGAUUUGUGCAGAUUCUAUUAUUUCCUACGACGAUUUACGGCAUUAUUUUUCAACGGAAAAAGCGAAGAAAUAUACGUGUUGAGAAGAAA